This is a messenger RNA of Crotalus tigris (Tiger rattlesnake), 1313 nucleotides long. RefSeq names its product olfactory receptor 477-like. Gene Ontology annotation, cellular component: membrane. NCBI's taxonomy places the organism in Eukaryota, Metazoa, Chordata, Lepidosauria, Squamata, Viperidae. Gene Ontology annotation, molecular function: G protein-coupled receptor activity; olfactory receptor activity. Bases 36 to 974 code for a protein of 312 amino acids. Gene Ontology annotation, biological process: G protein-coupled receptor signaling pathway. The transcript has 2 exons. The record is from RefSeq and is a predicted model, not a curated record.
GGCACCAAACAGACAACAGGCAUGUAGUAAGCCAGAUGGGAGCUGAGAACUUCACCUCUGUUAAAGAAUUCAUGUUGGUGGGACUCACAAGUCAUCGAGGGACCCAGCUUCUGCUCUUUGGGGUGCUCCUUGUCAUCUACUUGCUUAUCCUUUUUGGCAACCUGCUGAUCAUCACAUUGGUGUGGGCUGAUUCCCAGCUACAUACUCCCAUGUAUUAUUUUCUCAGCAAUCUUGCUGCAAUGGAAAUUGGAUUGGUCACCAGCACGCUGCCUCAGAUGUUGGCUCAUCUGGUCACUGGGAAUGGCGUUCUCUCCUUAACACGUUGCAUGCUGCAAGGUUAUAUUGCAUUGAACAUAGGCAGUGCUGAAAGCUUGCUAUUAGGUGUCAUGGCCUAUGACCGUUACUUGGCCAUCUGCUCUCCCUUGUUAUAUGCUACAGCCAUGAGCAAGUUCCACCAGGUCCUGCUUGUCAGCACAUGUUGGAUAAUUGGCUUUGCAUUUUCCAUGGUUUAUGUUGUCAGUACUUUUCGUCAUUCCUUCUGUGGUUCUAAUCUCAUUAAUCACUUCAUGUGUGAGUUGCCUAUUGUGCUGAAACUUGCUUGUGGUGACAUAAAAAUGACUAAAGUAAUUGUCUCUGGUCUAUCAGCAUUCAUGGUCUUCAUUCCCCUUUCAAUCAUCUUGUCUUCCUAUGGAUUCAUUCUGCAUUCUAUAUUACACAUGAGGUCAAGUGCAGGAAGGAGUAAGGCCUUCUCCACUUGUGGAUCCCACCUCACUGUAGUCACCUUGUUCUAUGGCACCAUUAUUUCUAUGUACAUUAUCCCCCACCCAGACUCAGGUCCUUCUCACAAUAAGGAAAUGUCUGUCUGUUACCUAGUAGUUACUUCCUUGCUUAACCCUGUCAUUUAUACUUUGCGCAACAAGGAGAUUCAUUCAGCAGUGAUCAAGAUGGUGAGAAGAUGGGGCUUUGAACAAUGAACAUGACCACUGACAUCUUGCUGGACUGAUAUUUUGUGAUGUUUUCUUGAAGCAGAGGGAGGCUGACUAUAAAAAUAAUACCACCCUAUUUUAACAUUCCCAAUCUUUUUUAGAGAUGAUAAGGUGAAAAAGCAGGCUGGACUGUAGAAAUGACCUUGAAGAAAAUAUGUGGCACUUAUCAGCAAAACAUGAACAGAUCCCAGGAAAACAGGAAUAUGUGAGGAAAGGAACUCAAGAGUGGUCCAUAAUAAUACUUUUUGGUAUAAGAGAAAGAAAAGAGAAAUGCUGUCAUGUUUUCAAGGUAUAAACAUCCUGUAUCAAUAAAGUAGAAUUCUAAUA